Myotis brandtii (Brandt's bat) is the source of this 1276-nucleotide messenger RNA. RefSeq names its product SH3-domain GRB2-like 1 (gene SH3GL1). Lineage: Eukaryota; Metazoa; Chordata; Mammalia; Chiroptera; Vespertilionidae. Bases 236 to 1276 code for a protein of 346 amino acids. The record is from RefSeq and is a predicted model, not a curated record. The transcript has 11 exons. Gene Ontology annotation, biological process: synaptic vesicle uncoating. Gene Ontology annotation, cellular component: glutamatergic synapse; presynapse; cytoplasm. Gene Ontology annotation, molecular function: protein binding.
CAGACCGGGCCGGCGCCGGAAGUGUGCGGUUGCCAUGUAAUAUCCUGGCCGCGCGGGCGCGAGAGGGGCUGAGGCUGCGCCCGGGCGGGCGCGGAGCUGGCGAGAAGGCUGCGGAGGCGGUGCCGACGGGGCCAGCUGAAGCGCGCGGGGGCUCGGCGGCGCCCGGGAGCCUGUCGCUUGCGCUGUUUCUCCGGUUCGCUGGGUCCCAACGGGAAGUCCGACGGCGGAAGGCAGAAUGUCGGUGGCGGGGCUGAAGAAGCAGUUCUACAAGGCGAGCCAGCUGGUCAGCGAGAAGGUCGGAGGGGCUGAAGGGACCAAGCUUGACGAUGACUUCAAAGAGAUGGAGAAGAAGGUGGAUGUUACCAGCAAGGCUGUGGUGGAAGUGCUGGCCAGAACCAUCGAAUACCUGCAGCCCAACCCAGCCUCACGGGCCAAGCUGACGAUGCUCAACACGGUAUCCAAGAUCCGUGGGCAGGUGAAGAAUCCUGGCUACCCGCAGUCGGAGGGCCUGCUGGGCGAGUGCAUGAUUCGUCACGGGAAGGAGCUGGGUGGCGAGUCCAACUUCGGCGACGCCCUGCUGGAUGCAGGGGAGUCCAUGAAGUGCCUGGCAGAGGUGAAGGACUCCUUGGACAUAGAGGUCAAGCAGAACUUCAUCGAUCCCCUGCAGAACCUGUGCGACAAAGACCUGAAGGAGAUCCAGCACCACUUGAAGAAGCUAGAGGGCCGCCGCCUGGACUUUGACUAUAAGAAGAAGCGGCAGGGCAAGAUCCCCGAUGAGGAGCUGCGCCAGGCCCUGGAGAAGUUCGAAGAGUCCAAGGAGGUGGCUGAGACCAGCAUGCACAACCUCCUGGAGACUGAUAUUGAGCAGGUGAGCCAGCUCUCUGCCCUGGUGGAUGCCCAGCUGGAAUACCACCGGCAGGCCGUGCAGAUCCUGGACGAGCUGGCCAGCAAGCUUAAGCGAAGGAUGCGGGAAGCCUCUUCGCGCCCCAAGCGUGAAUACAAGCCCAAGCCCCGGGAGAGCUUUGACCUUGGAGAGCCUGAGCAGUCCAACGGGGGCUUCCCGGCCCCCAAGAUCUCAGCUUCAUCAUCUUUCCGAUCUUCCGACAAGCCCAUCCGGACCCCCAGCAGGAGCAUGCCGCCGCUGGACCAGCCAAGCUGCAAGGCACUCUAUGACUUUGAGCCCGAGAACGACCAGGGGCCCAGUCCCCUAAGGACAGGCCCUGUCCUCAGCUGCAGGGUGCUGAGCCCUACACACCCAUGCGCACCCUACCCCUGA